UUUCUCUUUCUAAUUUUGGUGUCUUGAAUUGCACUUUUCAACUAUACACCCUUUUGAAAAUCAUAAUAUUAAUUCAUUUUUUCUAUAGCAAGCUUUGUUAAAUAUGGGAAGAUCACCUUGUUGUGAUAAUAAAAAUGGACUCAAAAAAGGUCCAUGGACAAAUGAAGAAGAUAAUAUGCUUAUCAACUACAUUAAUACUCAUGGACCUGGAAAUUGGCGCAACCUUCCCAAAAAUGCAGGUCUUCAAAGAUGUGGCAAGAGUUGUCGGCUUCGAUGGACGAAUUACUUGAGACCUGAUAUCAAGAGAGGAAGAUUUUCCUUUGAAGAAGAAGAGACUAUCAUUCAGCUCCAUAGUGUCUUGGGAAACAAGUGGUCGGCUAUAGCUGCUAGAUUACCGGGAAGAACAGACAAUGAAAUAAAAAAUUACUGGAACACCCACAUAAGGAAGAGAUUGCUUCGGAAUGGAAUUGACCCCGUUACUCAUACUCCACGUCUCGAUCAUCUAUUUGACAUAUCCUCCAUUAAUAUUCUAAGGUCAGCUUUAUUAGGAGGAACCAAUCCAUCAUUUCUGAGCCUAUUAGGUGGUGCUCAAGCUUUGAUGAAUCCAGAAUUGUUAAAGCUAGCUGCAACUGCCACACUAUUAAACAACAACAACAACAACAUGAAUUUGGUUUCACAAAAUCCACAACAAAUUAAUAAUGUUGCUAAUUGUACUCAACAACUAGUGCAAAGUCAAGUUUACCCUCAAGAUCAAUUUCAAAUACCAACUCAAAUCCACAAUGUGAAUAAUGGCUUAUUAGGAAACAUGAGUUGUUCAAGUUCAGCUGAAAAUUCAAAUGGUUAUUUUGGAGAGGAUUUGAUAUCUAAACAAUAUUCAGAAUUGUUUCAUUGUCUUAACGAUGUAAACAAAAAUAAUACGGGGUAUGAAUCGGUUAUAUCGUCCACACCUUUAUCCACAACACCAACGCCAACACCAUUGAAUUCACCAUCAACAUAUGUGAAUAGCAACACAGAGGAAGAAAGGGACACAUAUUGCAGUGACAUAUUCAAAUUUGAGAUUCCAGAGGGUACUUUGGACAUUAAUGAUUUCAUGUAAAUAUGUGUAUAUAUGAUUGUGUUUGUAAACUGAAGGGUUGUUAGUUUGCAUUCUUUAUUCUUGGUGUUAUUUAG
Trifolium pratense (red clover) is the source of this 1170-nucleotide messenger RNA. RefSeq names its product transcription factor MYB41-like. The record is from RefSeq and is a predicted model, not a curated record. Lineage: Eukaryota; Viridiplantae; Streptophyta; Magnoliopsida; Fabales; Fabaceae. The transcript has 3 exons. The coding region runs from base 104 to 1096 and encodes 330 amino acids.